AUGGAGGGAGCGUUUACUCACCUUGGAAAUCAUCUGAUUUCCGACUCGGCUGCGGCCAUCAAAGCUGACGCCGACGACCUGUCGACCCUUGAGCACGAUGAGAGUCUUCUAUAUGGCGGGAAACUUGGCCGAGGCGGGCGCCGACGCGCCGAUGACGACGACAAUCAGACCGAGCUCUACGACGACGACGACAAUGACAGCUUGACGAGUGCGCCCGUUGGAGCCGUGCGUGAUCUGAAACUAGGAGCGCCUCAAGAGGAAGAGAAAGAACUCCCUCCCCAUGCUUGCGCCUACUGUGGGAUUCACUCUCCUGCUUCCGUUGUCAAAUGUCUGGGCUGCAGUAAGUGGUUCUGCAGCGCGCGCGGUAACACGACGUCCUCCCACAUCGUCAACCACCUCGUCCGUGCUCGUCAUAAAGAAGUUCAACUGCACCCCGACUCUACUUUGGGCGACACCAUUCUCGAGUGCUACAACUGCGGCAACAAAAAUGUCUUUCUCCUUGGCUUCAUCCCGGCCAAAGCAGACACCGUGGUCGUCCUUCUCUGUCGACAGCCAUGCGCCGCGAGCACUUCGUCCAAGGACAUGAGCUGGGACAUCUCCCGCUGGCAGCCCCUGAUCGAGGAGCGCGCUUUCUUGCCCUGGCUCGUGGCCGCUCCGUCCGACGCUGAGCAGCUGCGCGCCCGUCAUAUGACCCCUCCCAUGAUGGCCAAACUCGAGGAACUUUGGAAGGAGGAUGCCAAUGCCACCGUUGCCGAUCUUGCCAAGGCUGCCAACAUUGAGGAUGAGCCUCACCCGGUACUCCUGAAGUACGACGAUCCCUAUCAAUACCAGAACAUCUUCGGUCCUUUGGUCAAGAUGGAGUCUGAUUACGACAAGAAACUCAAAGAGGCUCAAUCGGAGGAUGGCCUCCAAGUGCGGUGGGACGUGGGUCUCAACAACAAACCCACAGCCAGCUUCGAACUCCACAAGAUAGAAUCUGGAGAUGUCAAGCUGGCGGUGGGUGAUGAGAUGCGCCUGCGCUACAAGGGAGAGCUUCGUCCGGCCUGGGAGGGAGUUGGAUACGUUAUCAAGAUCCCCAACAACCAAUCCGACGAAGUUAGGCUCGAGCUACGUAAAUCUGGUAACGACAAGGUGCCCACUGAGUGCACCCACAACUUCUCGGUAGACUACGUCUGGAAGGCUACCUCAUACGAUCGCAUGCAGCACGCGAUGGCCACUUUUGCUGUGGACGACAAUAGCGUUUCUGGUUACAUUGUCCACAAGCUCCUGGGGCGCGAGGUUGCGGCUGCGCCGAUGAAGACAACAUUGCCUAAGAAGUUUACUGCUCCCGGCCUGCCCGACCUCAACCAGUCGCAGAUCGCCGCCAUCCGGGCCGUCCUGCAAACCCCGCUGAGUCUGAUCCAGGGUCCCCCCGGCACAGGCAAAACUGUUACAUCUGCAACGAUCAUCUACCACCUUGCCAAAAGUACUGGGAGUCAGGUCCUCGUUUGUGCACCCUCGAACGUGGCCGUCGACCAGCUCUGCGAGCGGGUUCAUCGGACGGGUCUCAAAGUUGUCCGCCUCACAGCCAAAUCGCGCGAGGAUGUCGAGUCAGCUGUCGGCUUCCUAGCCCUCCACGAACAAGUGCAUAUGAAUGACAGCAACGGAGAGCUGGUUAAGCUCAUGCAGCUCAAAGCCGAGUACGGCGAACUAUCUAGCCAGGACGAAAAGAAGUUCAAGCAGCUGACCAAAGUGGCCGAGCGCGACAUCUUGCAUAAUGCCGACGUGGUUUGCUGCACCUGCGUGGGUGCUGGCGAUCCGCGUCUGUCCAAGAUGAAGUUCCGGAAUGUCCUGAUAGACGAGUCAACGCAGUCGGCCGAGCCGGAAUGCAUCAUCCCACUCGUGCUGGGUUGUAAGCAGGUUGUUCUGGUCGGCGACCACAAGCAGCUCGGACCGGUCAUCAUGAACAAGAAGGCGGCAAAAGCGGGCCUGAACCAGUCGCUUUUCGAGCGCCUUGUCAACCUGCGGCUGCAGCCGAUUCGGCUGAAUAUCCAGUACCGCAUGCAUCCCUGCCUAUCCGAGUUUCCUUCGAACAUGUUCUACGACGGCUCCCUCCAGAACGGCGUCACCCACGCGAAUCGGCUCCGUCGCGAUGUCGACUUCCCAUGGCCGGUGGCGGAUACUCCCAUGAUGUUCUGGUCGAACUUGGGCAACGAGGAGAUUUCCGCAUCGGGAACGUCGUACCUGAACCGCACCGAAGCGUCGAACGUCGAGAAGGUGGUCACGCGCUUCUUCAAGGCGGGGGUCAAGCCUGUCGAUAUCGGCGUCAUCACUCCGUACGAAGGCCAGCGAAGCUACAUCGUCAGCACGAUGCAGAACACGGGCACGUUCAAGAAGGAAAGCUACAGGGAGGUCGAGGUGGCGUCGGUGGAUGCGUUCCAGGGCCGAGAAAAGGACUUUAUCGUCUUGUCUUGCGUGCGGUCCAACGACAACCAGGGCAUCGGUUUCCUGUCAGACCCGAGGCGUCUCAAUGUAGCUCUGACGCGAGCCAAGUAUGGCCUCGUCAUCAUCGGAAACCCCAAGGUGCUGUCGAAGCAUGAGCUGUGGCACCACCUCCUGGUGCACUACAAGGACCGGAAGUGCUUGGUGGAGGGACCGUUGACCAACCUGCAGACGUCUCUCCUCCAGUUUACCCGGCCCAAAAUGCCAUAUCGCCAGAAGCCCAGCCAGAACCACUUCUCUGGUGGGGGUGGACAUGCCAAUGGUAAUAAUGGUCAUGGUCAUGGUCAUGGUCAUGGUCAUGGUCAUGGUCAUGGUCAUAAUCAGCGUUACAAUGCGCCGGGGUCGGUCCGCGACUUUGACACGGGAUCGAUGCUGUCGUACAUUCCGGAUGAUGUCUCGUCGAUCCACGGGUCGACCCUUGGCGGAGCUGGCCUCAACACGACGUUCCCGGCGAUGUUCUCGAGCUUCGCACCGGAGCAGUGGCCGGGCCUGCCGGGCGUACCGGUCGGUCGAUCUGGCAACCGGAGGGGGGGACGCGGCACGGAAAGCGUCGCCGGCGAGAGUGUGGCGAAUUCGGAAUACACAGACGGGACGUCCAGUGUCAUCGGCUCCAAGGGCGUCGGCCAGGGGGGCGCCAGUCUCGGUGCGGGCCUCCAGGAUGCCAUCCAUGGCAUGCGGCCGGCGUCGUACAGCCGCAGCGAUCGGCUCUCGCAAUACGUCACGGCGACGAGCAGCAGUCACCACCGCAUGGGGCCGGGCAACGGGUUUGGUCACGGUCGCCGAUACGACGACGACGAGAAGAGCGUUAGCACCGCUUUCCACAGCCAGGUCGGCGGCGGUUUCGACUGA
Molecule: messenger RNA, 3330 nt
Organism: Sodiomyces alkalinus F11
Lineage: Eukaryota; Fungi; Ascomycota; Sordariomycetes; Glomerellales; Plectosphaerellaceae
Product: regulator of nonsense transcripts 1
Exons: 3
Coding region: 1-3330 (1109 amino acids)
Biological process (GO): nuclear-transcribed mRNA catabolic process, nonsense-mediated decay
Cellular component (GO): cytoplasm
Molecular function (GO): RNA binding; DNA binding; RNA helicase activity
Source: RefSeq, a predicted model, not a curated record